UGCAUUGGUUUCACAAUUCUUCAAAAGUUUGCAUUUUCUAUUCUCUCUUAAGCCCGAAAGUACAAAACACCUAUAAAACAUGUCUCGUUUCGUGAUAUUCUCUGUGAUUCUCAUCGUUUUCAUCUACUCAUCAUUAAGCUUUUCGAAAACAGAAGCGACUCCUCCAGCCAGAUACCAAAACUACAACACGUUCGUGAAAACGGCAUGCAACUCGACAACAUACCCUACAAAGUGCUACAGCUCAUUGUCCUCCUACUCCUCCACCAUCAAGUCCGACCCUCUCAAACUAUGCAAAACGUCGCUCAACCUCAACGUCAAAUCCGCCAAAAAUGCCACAUCAGUCAUUUCUAACCUUCUUCUAAAGGCCAAAGCCGCUAAAAGCCAUGAGGUCCCUAUCCUCAAGGACUGCUUGGAGGAGAUGAAGAACACCGUGGACGAGCUCAAGCAAGCGUUGGCCGAGAUGAAGUAUGUCAGAGGUGGAGGAAAAACUACGGAGGAGCACUUAAAGAACGUGAGGACGUGGGUGAGCUCGGCGUUGACCGACGAGGGCACGUGUACGGACGGAUUCGAGGAAGGGGAAGUAAAUGUAGAGAUGAAGAAGAAGGUGAAGAAGGCUGUUUCUGAGCUUUCAAAGACUACAAGCAACACUUUGGCUCUUCUUACUCAUUAUUUAAGUUAUUGAAUAUCCACCUCAUCUUUGCAUGUGCAUGUGAACGUUUUAUUUUGUUAUAUGGCAUUAUAAAUUUAUAAUUAAUUAGUAAUAUAAAUUCAAAGUUUUCACAAAUGUGUAAUGUUUACGAAUUAAUUGAUCCGCAUACAGUACUACUACGUGGCCAUGUUUAGGUUUA
Messenger RNA from Camelina sativa (false flax), 848 nucleotides. The record is from RefSeq and is a predicted model, not a curated record. Lineage: Eukaryota; Viridiplantae; Streptophyta; Magnoliopsida; Brassicales; Brassicaceae.